AUGCAGAGAAUGGCCAUCAUGGCCAACAUGGGCAUGCAUGUAUUUCACCCAGAUUGGCAAAAUGUGCGACCAGGCGCAAUGCCGCAGGGCAGGCAGUUCAGCACCACUUUCAAGAUGAUCACCAUGAAGGUGUACGGCAGUGACGAGGAGAUCUCCCUUCCUGUCCAGACCUGCACAAAGGUUUAUGAUGUAAGAGAGGCCUUGGCUCGCGCACUGGGCCUGGACCCGGAAAGCAUUCUCUUCCUCGUGAAGCAAGGUUGCAGCACCCGCAAACAGAUGUUGGCCGACGAGAUUGCAACAUUUGUGAUCGUCAAAGGUGUCAAGUCAUUUCGGCCAGGCAGAUAUGAAUGGCCCCAUCCGACUGGCGUCAUAGGUGCAGGCUACAAUGGUCUGAAGACCGCCAUGCUGUACACCAAGGCUGGCAAUGACAAUUACAUCGUCUUCGACCGCAAUGACAAGGUUGGCGGCUACUGCUGGAUCACUGCCGCCAACACGCAUUCCAAGCUUCAGACAGAGUUCGGGUCCUUUCACAUUUGGUGGGGAGAGGACCUGAAGACAGAGAAAUGUCCUUACCCAAGAGGCUGGGAGAUUUGGCCCAAGAAGAAGGAGGUCUUGGCGCACUUCCAGCAUGCAGCCGAGGCCUACGGAGUGCUGCCCAACUUCAGGUUCAAGACGAACGUAGCUAAGCUGGACAUCGUUGGGGAUAGGGACCAGCAUGAGCGGUACUACAAGCUCACGGUAGCUCCCGUUGACGGAGGUGAUUCCUCGGAGGUCAACGUGUCCUGUCUCUACAACUACCCAGGUUGCAUGACCAGGAACCGGAUUAUCGAUUACCCUGGUGAAGAUGAGUUCGGAGGCCACAUCGCGUACGGCAUGAAUGAUGAUUGCCCCUACGAAGAGCUGAAAGGCAACAAUGUUGCCAUUUUGGGCAAUGGCGCCUUUGCCGUGGAAAAUGCCCGAACUUGUUCAGAGCAUGCCGCCAACAAGGUCUUCUUGCUUACCCGGCGGAAGAAUCUGGCCAGUCCUCGGGUGCCAUGCUGGUUUGUGCAUCAGGGCCCAAUGCCAACUCCGGGCAGAUUGGUGCUGGACAUGUUCAAGCCGAUGUACGAGUUGGCGGACUUCGGGGAUCCCUGGGAUUACUGGUCGGUCCAUGCCAGCCAAGAUCGCACCAAGGUGAGCAUCGUCCAGAACAGCCGGUUCGGCAUUGGCGACGUGACCUUCUUGAUGGUCAUCUACGGAAAGCUAGAGUACGUCCAAGACACGGUGAAGAGGAGCCUCCUAGCCAAGGGUGUUUGA
Molecule: messenger RNA, 1296 nt
Organism: Symbiodinium pilosum
Lineage: Eukaryota; Dinophyceae; Suessiales; Symbiodiniaceae
Source: the annotation of a GenBank genome assembly